AUGGAGCCGGGCCGGGCCGCGCGGAGCCGCUUCUCGGCCGCGCGAUCCCGGCUCCCGGCGCCGCACCGCAGCCGCAUUAAUGGAGGCGGCAGAAAGGCAACGCGGCCGCCUCUCGGGCCGUGGGCAGCCAGGGGUGCUCAGGGGAACAGACGAGGCGGCCACACGGCUGAGCUCCUCCCCAACGCGCGCCCCAACCUCCGCAGCAACGGCUGCAACGGCAGCGCGCAGGCGCGGGGCGGCCUCCCGCCCGCACGCGGAAGCGGCAUUUGCGCGCGCCGCCUCCGCGGGGCGGCCGUUGGGGCUCGCGGGGCGAUGGCGGCGCCCGUGGCCGUGUCGGUGUGGGUGUCGCGGCGCGCGGGGCUGCGCGCGGCGCUGUGCGCGGCGCUGGCGGCGCGGCUGGCGCUGCUGCUGUGCGCGGCGCGGCAGGACGCGGCGCUCCGCGUGCGCUACACCGACCUCGACUACGGCGUGUUCACGGACGCGGCGCGGCUCGUGGCGGCCGGGCGCUCGCCCUACGCGCGGGCCACCUACCGCUACACGCCGCUGCUCGCCUGGCUCCUCACGCCCAACGCCCGCCUGGCCGAGCCCUUCGGGAAGCUGCUCUUCGUGGCCGCCGACCUGGCGGCCGCCGCCGUGGCCUACGGGGCUCUGCUGCAGCGCGGCGUGGCCGCCGGCCCGGCCUGCGCCUGCUGCGCCGCCGCCUGGCUCUUCAACCCGCUGCCCAUGGCCGUGUCCACGCGGGGCAACGCCGAGGCCCUCGUGGCCCURCUGGUGCUGGCCACCCUGUACUACGCGGAGGGCGGCCGCGUGGCCAGGGCCGCCGCCUGCUACGGGCUYGCCGUGCACAUGAAAAUCUACCCGCUGACCUACGCGCUGCCCCUCGCGCUGCACCUGCAGGGCAGGCGGCCCRGCRGCAGCRCGGCCCUGCCCGCGGGGCGCCCUGCAAAAGGGAGGCUCCCCCUGCUCCCGCAGCUCUCGCAACUCUCGACAAGCCGCGACGUGCUGCUGUUCGGAGCCGUCGCAGGAUCRGUGCUGGGCAGCCUCACGGUCGCCUUCUACUGCCUCUACGGCUGGGAGUUUUUGGAGCACGCCUACCUCUACCACCUGACCAGGAGGGACACCCGGCACAACUUCUCUCCCUAUUUCUACAUGUUGUAUUUAACUGCAGAGAGCAGAUGGAGUUUUGCCCUUGGGCUCGCAGCCUUCCUGCCCCAGCUGCUGCUGCUCCUGGUUGUUUCCGUAGCAUUUUACAGAGACCUUGCUUUCUGCUGUUUCCUCCACACCGCCAUUUUCGUGAGCUUUAACAAAGUGUGCACCUCCCAGUAUUUUGUCUGGUAUCUCUGCCUGUUGCCCCUYGUAAUCCCCAAGGUCAGGAUGUCCUGGCAGCGCGGGGCGCUGCUGCUCUCCCUGUGGUUCCUCGGACAAGGCCUGUGGCUCGCUCCUGCCUACUUCCUGGAGUUCAAAGGAUGCAACACUUUCUUACUGAUAUGGAUGGCAGGCUUGCUUUUCCUUUUUAUUAAUACCUUUGUACUUGUUCAGAUUACUUCCCAUUACCAAAGACAAGGUCAAAUGGUGGAAAAACCCAAGGAACAGUAAUAAACAUGCACCAAAAUCCAGAAACAGCAGCAGUGUUUAAGGAGGCUCUUUGUACCACCAGUGUCUCAUGCCAUGGAGCAGCCUUCCUCUUCCUGCUUCUCUCUGGCGUUAGGCUUUCAUACCUCUCGUCUUAUUAUUUUCCUUUGUUUUUUGAGGACUGUUUAGGUAAAAAACAUUGUAAAGUGGAGUUCAGCAGUCUUGUGUGCUAGCAGAUGGGU
This is a messenger RNA of Nothoprocta perdicaria, 1814 nucleotides long. RefSeq names its product phosphatidylinositol glycan anchor biosynthesis class M (gene PIGM). The record is from RefSeq and is a predicted model, not a curated record. NCBI's taxonomy places the organism in Eukaryota, Metazoa, Chordata, Aves, Tinamiformes, Tinamidae. Gene Ontology annotation, cellular component: glycosylphosphatidylinositol-mannosyltransferase I complex; membrane. Bases 1 to 1596 code for a protein of 531 amino acids. Gene Ontology annotation, molecular function: GPI mannosyltransferase activity; alpha-1,4-mannosyltransferase activity. The transcript has a single exon. Gene Ontology annotation, biological process: GPI anchor biosynthetic process.